CAGGGCUAUACCAAAUAAAUCGAACUGAACUGAACUGAUAACGGACCUCGGCUGGCUGAGAGAUGUUUCCGUGUUUGGGCUGCGUGAAUGGGUGGGGCGGUGGAGGUCAGUGGUUCGCACGCUGCGCUAUGACCCCUAUCCCCCGCCACCUGAGUUCGACUCCGGGACGCGGCGAACGUCCGUGAUGAGUCGAGUGGAAGCUGCCAGGCGAUCUGUUGAGCGAGAAUUCACGGCGAAUGCCACCGUCAAGCCUGCGACGGAACAUCGAUGACCAUCAAUCAUCAAUCUCCCACUCUCUGCAGAGCAGCAGCAGCUGAAGCGACGGGUGACUGUCAUCUGGACCAACCUGACCCCACGCUUCGCCCACGCUUCCCCCUUCACCAACCUGCAUUGGCCAGCGUUGUGAAGAAUGGUCAAACAGCGCCCUUGAGUGACGCGACGUGCUUGUGGUCUUCAUCCGCCGCUGCGACACGGCUCGCUCGGCCCCGGCUUCGUCCAAACGUGCUGCCAGUCGUCGUUCUGCACGACGAAGGUGUCCGGGGCUGGCUGUCACCAUCUCGGCACAGGUCAACUCCUGAUCGCGCGUGCCAACACCUCGAACCCCGGGCAGGUGGCAACCACGAGUCCUAUCCUCCACAGUACCGCAGUGUUUCACUUCCCCCUGCCUCAGCGCCACGUCGUUGUCAGUCGGUCUGCCUAGACUGCUGCUACACCACAGCUCGUCGGCCUUCACAUUAUUAUUAUUAUUAUUUACUCGUUGCCUUCCUCUACACUCGCCACGCAAGUCCCUUCGGGUGAUGUAUUUCACGUGUGGUUUGCGUGUUUAACGAACACCCGUGGCAGACACACACAGAGGGAAAGAGAGAGUGUCGUAGCCUAUAAACAACUUGGUCUCGCCAGUCCGGGCAUGCCUGACUGCUGAUGAGACACCGAAUGUCGAAAUGGGACCCAACGUUUGUGUUGCGUUUGAACAGUGCCGCUAAAAUUGUGCAAUUCUAAAAAAGAAGGGGGGCCGUGCGGCUGACGGGCAGUGUGUAACAUGCAUUAUGAUGAUGAUUAUUACUAAAAAUGUGGGGAGAGACAGAUGUGGCGAGGAGGCGUAUUGUCUGCUUAUGUAUUUGGCCUUCACCUCCGGCAAACAUGCCAACGUUGGACCAACUUUGGCAUGUAGAUGGAAUAAAUCCUUCAUAUAUGUUCUAUAUUUAGUGGGCAGGAACCGACAUGGCAAGGAGGCGUAUGGGCCACUUAUUUAUUUGGCAUUCACCCUCGUAAACAGUCUAACGUUGGUUCAACGUUGCUCCAACGUUGGUCCAACGUUGGAGCAACGUUUGACCGAUGUUCGACCAAACAUUCGUCCCUCAUUUCCUAGAUCUGAGUGUUGAGCUGGAGAGUCUGGGUGCUGGGCUGGAGAGUCUGGGUGUUGAACUGGAGAGUCUGGGUGUUGAACUGGAGAGUCUGGGUGUUGAACUGGAGAGUCUGGGUGUUGAACUGGAGAGUCUGGGUGUUGAACUGGAGAGUCUGGGUGUUGGGAUGGAGAGUCUGGGUGUUGAACUGGAGAGUCUGGGUGUUGAACUGGAGAGUCUGGGUGUUGAACUGGAGAGUCUGGGUGUUGAACUGGAGAGUCUGGGUGUUGAACUGGAGAGUCUGGGUGUUGAACUGGAGAGUAUGGGUGUUGAACUGGAGAGUCUGGGUGUUGAACUGGAGAGUCUGGGUGUUGAACUGGAGAGUCUGGGUGUUGAACUGGAGAGUCUGGGUGUUAGGCUGGAGAGUCUGGGUGUUGGGCUGGAGAGUCUGGGUGUUGAACUGGAGAGUUUGGGUGUUGAACUGGAGAGUCUGGGUGCUGAACUGGAGAGUCUGGGUGUUGAACUGGAGAGUCUGGGUGCUGGGUUGGAGAGUCUGGGUGUUGAACUGGAGAGUCUGGGUGCUGGGUUGGAGAGUCUGGGUGUUGAACUGGAGAGUCUGGGUGUUGAGCUGGAGAGUCUGGGUGCUGAACUGGAGAGUCUGGGUGUGGAACUGGAGAGUCUGGGUGUUGAACUGGAGAGUCUAGGUGUUGAACUGGAGAGUCUGGGUGUUGAACUGGAGAGUCUGGGUGUUGAACUGGAGAGUCUGGGUGUUGGGCUGGAGAGUCUGGGUGUUGAACUGGAGAGUCUAGGUGCUGAACUGGAGAGUCUGGGUGCUGAACUGGAGAGUCUAGGUGUUGAACUGGAGAGUCUGGGUGUUGAACUGGAAAGUCUGGGUGCUGAACUGGAGAGUCUAGGUGCUGAACUGGAGAGUCUGGGUGCUGAACUGGAGAGUCUAGGUGUUGAACUGGAGAGUCUGGGUGUUGGGCUGGAGAGUCUGGGUGUUGAACUGGAGAGUCUGGGUGUUGGGAUGGAGAGUCUGGGUGUUGAACUGGAGAGUCUGGGUGUUGGGAUGGAGAGUCUGGGUGUUGAACUGGAGAGUCUGGGUGCUGAACUGGAGAGUCUGGGUGCUGAACUGGAGAGUCUGGGUGUUGAACUGGAGAGUCUGGGUGUUGAACUGGAGAGUCUGGGUGUUGAACUGGAGAGUCUGGGUGUUGGGCUGGAGAGUCUGGGUGCUGAACUGGAGAGUCUGGGUGUUGAACUGGAGAGUCUGGGUGCUGAACUGGAGAGUCUGGGUGCUGAACUGGAGAGUCUGGGUGCUGAACUGGAGAGUCUGGGUGUUGAACUGGAGAGUCUAGGUGUUGAACUGGAGAGUCUGGGUGCUGAACUGGAGAGUCUGGGUGUUGAACUGGAGAGUCUGGGUGUUGAACUGGAGAGUCUGGGUGCUGAACUGGAGAGUCUGGGUGUUGAACUGGAGAGUCUGGGUGCUGGGCUAGAAAGUCUGGGUGUUGAACUGGAGAGUCUGGGUGCUGGGCUGGAGAGUCUAGGUGCUGAACUGGAGAGUCUAGGUGUUGAACUGGAGAGUCUGGGUGCUGAACUGGAGAGUCUAGGUGCUGAACUGGAGAGUCUGGGUGCUGAACUGGAGAGUCUAGGUAUUGAACUGGAGAGUCUGGGUGUUGGGCUGGAGAGUCUGGGUGUUGAACUGGAGAGUCUGGGUGUUGGGAUGGAGAGUCUGGGUGUUGAACUGGAGAGUCUGGGUGUUGGGAUGGAGAGUCUGGGUGUUGAACUGGAGAGUCUGGGUGCUGAACUGGAGAGUCUGGGUGCUGAACUGGAGAGUCUGGGUGUUGAACUGGAGAGUCUGGGUGUUGAACUGGAGAGUCUGGGUGUUGAACUGGAGAGUCUGGGUGUUGGGCUGGAGAGUCUGGGUGCUGAACUGGAGAGUCUGGGUGUUGAACUGGAGAGUCUGGGUGUUGAACUGGAGAGUCUAGGUGUUGAACUGGAGAGUCUGGGUGCUGAACUGGAGAGUCUGGGUGUUGAACUGGAGAGUCUGGGUGUUGAACUGGAGAGUCUGGGUGUUGGGCUGGAGAGUCUGGGUGCUGAACUGGAGAGUCUGGGUGUUGAACUGGAGAGUCUGGGUGUUGAACUGGAGAGUCUAGGUGUUGAACUGGAGAGUCUGGGUGCUGAACUGGAGAGUCUGGGUGUUGAACUGGAGAGUCUGGGUGUUGAACUGGAGAGUCUGGGUGCUGAACUGGAGAGUCUGGGUGUUGAACUGGAGAGUCUGGGUGCUGGGCUAGAAAGUCUGGGUGUUGAACUGGAGAGUCUGGGUGUUGGGAUGGAGAGUCUGGGUGUUGAACUGGAGAGUCUGGGUGUUGGGAUGGAGAGUCUGGGUGUUGAACUGGAGAGUCUGGGUGCUGAACUGGAGAGUCUGGGUGCUGAACUGGAGAGUCUGGGUGUUGAACUGGAGAGUCUGGGUGUUGAACUGGAGAGUCUGGGUGUUGAACUGGAGAGUCUGGGUGUUGGGCUGGAGAGUCUGGGUGCUGAACUGGAGAGUCUGGGUGUUGAACUGGAGAGUCUGGGUGUUGAACUGGAGAGUCUGGGUGCUGAACUGGAGAGUCUGGGUGCUGAACUGGAGAGUCUGGGUGUUGAACUGGAGAGUCUAGGUGUUGAACUGGAGAGUCUGGGUGCUGAACUGGAGAGUCUGGGUGUUGAACUGGAGAGUCUGGGUGUUGAACUGGAGAGUCUGGGUGCUGAACUGGAGAGUCUGGGUGCUGGGCUAGAAAGUCUGGGUGUUGAACUGGAGAGUCUGGGUGCUGGGCUGGAGAGUCUAGGUGCUGGGCUGCAUGCCACCCCGGUCUCCAACCAUUCAUGCAGCUCAUUAUAUUCCCGCUCUUCCAAAAAUGUCGGCUCACAGUUUCUCGCCUUUUAUCGUCGUCGCCUCAAAGGAAACCUCAUUUCGUGCGGACAUCUGUUGGUCUUCCCGUGUACUCCGCAAAGGUUGGAGAUUGGGGGCGAUGCGCGUGGCGCCUGUAAACUUCGCGGGCGGCGGCGAAGGUACCACCGCGAAUACCGCGGGGGGAGGACAUCCAAACCCAGUGUCAGGGGCGCGGCAUGAGCGUGAGAGCGAUGGAAUGAAAUGUGCGAGUGUUCGACCCGACGGAGCCACAGAGAAGCGCCAUCAAACGUUCCAGAGGUGGCCCUCAAAAGGAGGAAUUGGAGGUGCGUUUUUGGUGACGUUACAAACAGCGAGCUUGAAUGCACGGAAUUGAAGGAGCCUCGCUCCGUGUGGGACCCAGUCGGUAAAAAGGGGCAGAGAGAGGCGCGAUGGAAAUGACCGGAAGAGUCAUCAACUCUGCACAGAUUCUGUCCCCUUCAAUUAUUUAUUCGGCGGGAUUUCACGAGUCAUGCGCAUUGAUAUGGGUUCCUAUUGCCGCCGAAACUAAAUUGGCUUAAAUGCAUGACUGAACAUUUGACAUCGCUAUUCUCAGGUGCAUAUUUAAAAUUAAAAAAGAAUAUAAUUGGAAUCGCUUCGUCUUGUCGGCGUGACAGUGGUGGCGUACGCCUGUGGACUCGGAAAGCGACGCACCCACACGUUUCGUUUUGAGCCGUGUCAGGACGUACCAGGGGUCCCGUCGUAGAAUCGUAAAAAUAAAAUGUCCACAAGUCGAGUAAAGAUGCGGGGGUUCGCUCAGUCCGCUUGGCUGCCAUUGCGGCGCGGAGCGAUGCUCUCGAUUUAAAGAGGCGAGGUCCCAACGUUCCCCUUUAAACGCCCCACCCGUUUCAUCUAUUUGCGCAAGUGUUUGUUUUAGCUUGAUAAACAAAUUAAAAACGUAAAACGUGCGACAGCGAUCUAACUUUUGUUUGUGGGUGUGUGUCAAUUAGACCGGGGUAGUGAUGAAGAAGGAUAAAGAGAGUUAAUAGUUUCGAUUUAAAGCUU
Molecule: messenger RNA, 5274 nt
Organism: Petromyzon marinus (sea lamprey)
Lineage: Eukaryota; Metazoa; Chordata; Hyperoartia; Petromyzontiformes; Petromyzontidae
Source: RefSeq, a predicted model, not a curated record